AUGGAAAAAUUGUCCCGUCGCUUGGAGAGAGCUGCGAGAUCACGUAAUGAUAUAAAUGUGCUUUACGAAUCACCUCUAUUCAACAAAGUUUUGGAAGGAGGUGCACCAGAGGUUUAUUUUACAAUAAAUGGCACGACAUAUACUAAAGGAUAUUAUCUAACAGAUGGGAUUUACCCAACUUGGGCUACCUUCGUCAAGAGUUUUCCAUGUCCCGAGGAUCCAAAGAGAAAAAAGUUCAAGGAAAGACAAGAGGCUGCAAGAAAAGAUGUCAAGCGGGCAUUUGGAGUUCUCCAAGCUCGUUGGGCAAUAGUCAGAGGUCCAGUACGAUAUUGGUCGAGAGAUAUAUUGAGAGAUAUCAUGUAUACGUGCAUUAUUUUGCACAAUAUGAUUAUUGAAGAUGAAGGAGAUGCAGUAUCUAAUUGGAUGGGAGAUGAAGAAAAUCAUCUGACGCCGGUAAAACAAGGCUCCACACCCGAAUUCCAAGAAUACAUCUGGAGAAAUUGCGAGUUGCGUGACAGUGAAACACAUCAUCAACUUCGAGCUGACUUGGUUGAACAUAUAUGGGCACUUGAUGAAAAUAAUCAAUGA
Zingiber officinale is the source of this 588-nucleotide messenger RNA. RefSeq lists its product as uncharacterized. Bases 1 to 588 code for a protein of 195 amino acids. Lineage: Eukaryota; Viridiplantae; Streptophyta; Magnoliopsida; Zingiberales; Zingiberaceae. The record is from RefSeq and is a predicted model, not a curated record. The transcript is spliced from 2 exons.